CGUUUGGUCAACACUAGCUACCUGGUUCACAUAAAUGAAAAAAAAAAUGCACUGAAUGUACGCCGCAUAGGCUAACUAGCUCGCUCUCCAAGUUCGAUACACCGUAGCCUGCCGUCCUGUUGCCGAAGCAACCGCGGAGACAGCCAGAUUCUCUGCUUUAACCCAGCCCAGAAAGAUCUGGAAAGUGGAAGCUAAUUCAUAGCGCACCUCGGGCUAUGUAAAGAGGGGGAACUUUCUGGAAAGUUCGCAAAGUAUAUAUAGCCUACACAGCUAGGCAGCCUGAUUUUCAAGCAACCUGAGAAAACGAAGGCGCGUAGGCAUAUUGGUUUGCAAAUCGCCACGCCUUUUGGUUCACUGUGACAGUUGAAUGGGAAGCAAUAAUAUAAAAAAUGUCAGUUGUGGGAUUUGAUGUCGGAUUUCAGAACUGCUAUAUUGCUGUCGCCAGAGGUGGAGGAAUUGAAACGGUGACAAAUGAAUUCACAGACAGAUGCACACCAGCUGUUGUGUCAUUUGGCCAAAAAAAUAGAACCAUUGGCAAUGCUGCAAAAAAUCAGCUCAUAUCCAAUGCCAAGAACACAGUGUUCAACUUCAAGAGGUUACAGGGCAGGUCAUUCCAAGACCCUGUGGUUCAAAGUGAGAGGGCUAACCUGCCAUAUGACCUGGGACCCACAGAGGAUGACCGAGUCGGAACCAAGGUGCUGUACAUGGAUGAAGAGCACCAGUUCAGCAUUGAGCAGGUCGCUGCCAUGCUUCUGACUAAGAUGAAGGAGAUCGCCGAAGCUAAUCUUCAGAAGAAGGUGCAAGACUGCGUCAUCUCUAUCCCUUCAUUCUUCACUGAUGCAGAAAGGAGGUCUGUGUUGGAUGCUGCCCACAUUGCUGGUCUGAACUGCCUGAGGCUAAUGAAUGACACUACAGCAGUUGCCUUGAAUUACGGGAUAUACAAACAGGACCUCCCCCCCGCAGAGGACAAGCCCAAGAUUGUGGUUUUUGUUGACAUGGGCCACUCUGCAUUUCAAGUGUCCGCCUGUGCGUUCAGUAAGGGAAAAGUGAAGAUGCUAGCCACAGCUUUUGACCCUUACUUGGGUGGAAGGGACUUCGAUCAGAGGGUGGUGGAGUACUUCUGCGCCGACUUCAAGUCGCGGUACAGGCUGGACGUGAAGUCCCGCGCCCGCGCCCACCUGAGGCUCCAGCAGGAGUGCGAGAAGCUGAAGAAGCUCAUGAGCAGCAACUCCACCGACCUCCCCCUCAACAUCGAGUGCUUCAUGGACGACAAGGACGUGUCUGGGAAGAUGAAUAGGGCCCAGUUUGAGGAGCUGUGCGCAGACCUGAUCGAGCGGGUGUCGGUCCCCCUGGUGGCAGUGAUGGAGCAGGCGCAGCUGCAGCCCCAGGACGUCAGCGCCGUGGAGAUUGUGGGCGGGGCCACCCGGAUCCCCGCCGUCAAAGUGAAAAUCUCCAAGUUCUUCGGGAAGGAGGUCAGCACCACGCUCAAUGCAGACGAAGCUGUGGCCAGAGGCUGCGCUCUGCAGUGCGCCAUUCUGUCCCCGGCCUUCAAAGUGCGGGAGUUCUCCAUUACCGAUGUCAUGCCUUUCCCGGUAACUCUCAGCUGGAGCAGCGAAGCCGACGAAGGCAACGGAUGCCAUGAAGUCUUUUCCAAGAAUCACGCUUUUCCAUUCUCCAAAGUCAUUACGUUCUACCGGAAGAAUCCUUUUACGCUUGAAGCCCAUUAUACAGACCCAACCUCUCUGCCGUACCCACAGGCCAAGAUCGGUGAAUUUGCUGUGCUGAAUGUGUCCCCUCAGGAGGACGGGGAGCGCUCCAAGGUUAAGGUGAAAGUGCACGUGGACGCGCACGGAAUCAUCGGCGUGUCCUCCGUCGCCAUGGUGCACAAGGUGAGGGUGGAGGACCAGAAGGCCGGCGCUGGGGAAGACGCCGUGCCCGAGGAGACCAGCCCUCAAAAUGGCGUCGACAGCCUCGAUGCCCUGGACAAGAUACACGAUAAAAAAGAUGGUGAUAUCCAAGCCUGGGUUGACACUGAAAACCAGCUGGCUCCACAGUGCCCCCCCAUGGAUGGGGGAAGCCAUAGCAAUCCACAGAGCGUGAAUGCAGACGUGAACACCCACCACCCGCCCGAUGCCAAGAAGCCCAAGAUGAAAGUCAUGCACAUCAGCCUGCCCGUCGAGGCCCGACUGGUGCAGCAGCUGGGAAAGGAUCGCCUCAGCGUGUACAGAGAGCAGGAGGUUAAGAUGAUCGCGCAGGACACGCUGGAGAAGGAGAGGAGUCAUGCCAAAAACGCGGUGGAGGAGUACGUUUACUACUUCAGACACCAGCUGGAGGGGCCGUAUCAGACGUACCUGAGUUCAGAGGAACAAGACAAGUUCUCAGAGCUCCUGACCAAGACUGAGAACUGGCUCUAUGAUGAAGGGGAUGACCAGGACAAAAAAGUGUAUCUGGACAAGCUGGAACAAAUCCAGAAACUCGGCAUGCCUAUGCAAGAGAGGUACCAAGAGGCCGAGUGGAGGCCCAAGCUGUUUGAGGAGCUCAAAACCAAAAUUGAGGUGUACAUGAGGGUCGCGGAGGACUACAAGAACAAGGACGAGAAUUACAUGCACAUAGACGCGGUGGACAUGGAGAAGGUGAGCAAGUGUGUGCAGGACGCGCAGGAUUGGAUGACCGCCGCCAGCUCCGCCCAGGACAGGCUCCGCCCAGAUGAGGACCCCGCGGUCCACAGCUCCCAAAUCAGGGAGAAGCUACAGGAGCUGGAGAACGUGUGCGAGCUGGUGGUCACCAAGCCCAGGCCCAGAGUGGAGUCCCCGGCGGAGGAGCCCGCGCAGACGGACAACUGCAAGAAGGCCAACGGCGUGGCCACGGAGCAGGAGACGGGCCUGCAGAACAGCGAAAACUCCCCGUCCUGCAUGGAGGUGGAGUAGAGCCAAAAUGGCUGCCGCAAGUCAGCGUGGAAAUAAAAGAACACGAUACGGAUUAUACCAAGUGAACUUCACGCUGCGUCAGUGCAGGCCCCUUUGCCAUGACAUGGAUGUGUAUUUCCUGUGUGCUAAAGCAAGAAAGCUAAAUUAAAUAUAUUUUUCUGUUCAUCGGUGCACUUUUCUGUACUUUUGUUUCUUGUUCUUUGGGAUUUUUCUCUGUGUUUAUUCUGGUUCACACAAGUUCUGUGUUUCUUUCUUCCGUGUUCUUCUAGAUUUUUCUUUGUGUGUAUAUUGCGGUUCAGACAUCUUUUUGUGUUACCUGGUUUUCUACGUGUUGUUGUUGCGCCAGGACAAUCUGUCAAUGGAAAAAUAUUAUUGAGCAGUAAAGUUGGUUUCACUUGUUAUUUAAGGGAAAAAAACAAGGUUAAGCCAUAGCACGCAAUCCAGUAGAAUAUGUGAAUUACUGUGGAAGGCAUUAUCAUAAAAAUGGAAAUGUUAAAUUAUAUUUACAGCAUAUGCUACUUUUAUUUUUGCUACUAUACUUAAGUCAGUGGUUAGCUGUGAAUAAAAUUAUACCCAGGUAAAGUGCUAAAUGCAAUGUCCUUGUUGCACAAUACAGUGUUUAAGUGUUCCCUGAAACAUACCCUGAAACGUUUUAACAAUUCCCAUACGCACUACAGAGAACCCUGAACAUUGUACAACAUUUGGUUUACAAAGAAUAAAUAUGAUUGUCCCUUC
This is a messenger RNA of Anguilla anguilla (European eel), 3662 nucleotides long. RefSeq names its product heat shock 105/110 protein 1 (gene hsph1). The coding region runs from base 390 to 2927 and encodes 845 amino acids. The record is from RefSeq and is a predicted model, not a curated record. Gene Ontology annotation, cellular component: nucleus; cytosol. NCBI's taxonomy places the organism in Eukaryota, Metazoa, Chordata, Actinopteri, Anguilliformes, Anguillidae. Gene Ontology annotation, biological process: protein folding. The transcript has 18 exons. Gene Ontology annotation, molecular function: ATP binding; ATP-dependent protein folding chaperone.